This is a messenger RNA of Branchiostoma belcheri (Belcher's lancelet), 558 nucleotides long. RefSeq lists its product as uncharacterized. The coding region runs from base 1 to 558 and encodes 185 amino acids. NCBI's taxonomy places the organism in Eukaryota, Metazoa, Chordata, Leptocardii, Amphioxiformes, Branchiostomatidae. The transcript has 3 exons. The record is from RefSeq and is a predicted model, not a curated record.
AUGAACAGUCCAGUUGAAGACUUCAAUGCGUUUAAAAAUGAAAUGCUCAUCUCGUUUAGGAGACAAAUGGGACACCACAUCCUGACAGAAUGCAGGAGAAGGUGGGAGGAAUGCCACAUACCCGGCUGUGGCGCCGUCACCCAGGACCAACUGGAGCACGAGAGGCAGGAGGUCACCACCCACAAUUUCCUGCUGCGUCAGGUCGGGGCACGUGGCGAUGGGGAGCACAUGGUGCAUGGCCCCCUGCACAGCUUGCAGUGGGCGGUUGCCGACCCAACACGACCCGUGAGGUCACCUACCUUCAUCACCAGUGGGAACCGUACGUGGGAGGCCAUGGCGGUCCCACCCAGCAGAGGCGUGCCCUGGUGUGUGUGCCUCCGACUGGUAGCAGGACCACCUGCGCUGGCAAAAAUCAGGAUCAAAAUGUCGGCUGCCGAACAGGAAGCAGUUGUAGGCUGCACAGCUGCCAUACUGCCAGGUGCCAGUGGGAAGAAGUGGGACUUGCAAAACAUAACGAACACAAGCAACAUCCGUAUCCACAUUCUUAUUCAACACUAA